This is a messenger RNA of Cucurbita maxima (winter squash), 1788 nucleotides long. Its product is annotated as probable beta-1,3-galactosyltransferase 2. Bases 263 to 1486 code for a protein of 407 amino acids. The record is from RefSeq and is a predicted model, not a curated record. Gene Ontology annotation, molecular function: hexosyltransferase activity. Gene Ontology annotation, cellular component: Golgi membrane. NCBI's taxonomy places the organism in Eukaryota, Viridiplantae, Streptophyta, Magnoliopsida, Cucurbitales, Cucurbitaceae. The transcript has 11 exons.
GAGGUUAGUUGAUGCGUCUUCCCCCCCUUCCUUCUCUGCCUUAGCUUGCAGGGAAGUUCUACUGAGAGGAAGAGAGAGAGUUGAAGAACAUAGAAACAAUCUUUUCUUUUCUUUUCUUUUCUGAAUCCUGUGAUUCAAAUCUUGUUCUAUUGCUAAUUCCCCAGUUCCUCAAAUUCUUGCAACUGGGUCUGUUUAUUCAAUGCUUAUGGUGUUUUGUUGCUAGAAGUUGUUAGGGGCAGCAUAAACACCAUCUGGGCAGAAGAUGUCCUGGAAAAUUAAGCCCGAACAAUCUUCACGAAGCGUCGCUUCGCAGAGAUGGGUGGUUCUUCUUUGCUUGGGCAGCUUCUGUUUGGGGUUGAUCUUCACCAACAGGAUGUGGACUGUUCCAGAACCUAAAGGGAUCACUAGAACAGCGGCCUUUGAAGCCGAAAAGUUAAAGUUAGUUUCAGAAGGAUGUGAUCCAAAAUUGUUGGAUGAGAAGGAAGUUAAGCGUGUGUCAAAGGACAUUUUUGGAGAAGUCUUUAAGACUCACAAUGCUAUACAAACAUUAGAUAAGACCAUUUCAAAUUUGGAGAUGGAAUUGGCUGCUGCCAAAGCAGCUCAGGAGUCAAUACAGAACGGUUCCCCGUCGUCGGAUGAUCUAAAGAAUACUCAGUCAUCUGGGAAGAGAAGAUACUUAAUGGUUGUAGGGAUCAAUACUGCUUUUAGUAGCAGGAAACGACGAGAUUCGGUUCGUGCGACAUGGAUGCCUCAAGGUGAAAAGAGAAAGAAACUAGAGGAGGAGAAGGGGAUUAUAAUUCGCUUUGUCAUUGGCCAUAGUGCCACAUCUGGAGGUAUUCUUGACAGAGCUAUUGAAGCAGAGGACAAGAAGCAUGGAGAUUUCCUUAGACUGGACCAUGUUGAAGGCUACCUUGAAUUGUCUGCCAAGACAAAGAUUUACUUUGCUACAGCAGUUGCCUUGUGGGAUGCGGAUUUCUAUGUCAAAGUUGACGACGAUGUUCAUGUAAAUAUAGCCACACUAGGAGAAACUCUAGUCAGACAUCGAUCAAAACCACGGGUUUACAUUGGUUGCAUGAAAUCUGGUCCUGUCCUGUCACAAAAGGGAGUUCGAUACCAUGAACCCGAACACUGGAAGUUUGGAGAGUCGGGUAACAAGUAUUUCCGGCAUGCAACAGGCCAAUUGUAUGCCAUUUCAAAGGAUUUAGCAACCUACAUAUUCAUAAACCAGCAUGUUCUUCACAAGUAUGCCAAUGAAGAUGUUUCCUUAGGAUCUUGGUUUAUUGGACUUGACGUCGAGCACAUCGACGAUCGGAGACUUUGUUGUGGAACACCCCCGGAUUGUGAAUGGAAGGCACAAGCAGGCAACAUCUGCGUCGCUUCGUUCGACUGGAGCUGCAGCGGGAUAUGCAGGUCGGCGGAGAGGAUUAAGGAAGUCCACCGUCGAUGUGGAGAAGGUGAGAAUACAUUGUGGAGCGCCACCUUCUAAAACAGAGUGCUUGCUUCAUCUCCUUCCGAUCUCAGGAAGGUUUACGAGCUUGCAAGUUCGGUUUUUGUACCGUAUAGGAUUUGUAUUGUAUUAUUAUCAUAGUACAGAGAGAGAGAGAGAGAGAGGAACCAAAACAACAAAAAGAAGUAAGAACAGAGAGUAUAGCCGAAGUAGGCAGCUGAAAGAGGAAGAGAAGGGCUUAAACACCACCAUUCUUUGUGGCUUUUAGAUGACACUAAGAAUUGUAUGGUAUUCAAAGCUCAUAAUAAAUACAAUACCAACUAGACGGAAGGUUUUCCAAA